This is a messenger RNA of Haemorhous mexicanus (house finch), 2780 nucleotides long. Its product is annotated as signaling lymphocytic activation molecule-like. The record is from RefSeq and is a predicted model, not a curated record. The transcript is spliced from 8 exons. Lineage: Eukaryota; Metazoa; Chordata; Aves; Passeriformes; Fringillidae. The coding region runs from base 691 to 1716 and encodes 341 amino acids.
CAGCAAAACCUCGGGGAAAACUCCAAGCUGGGCUUCCCUGGAGAGCAGCGGGAUGUGAUCCAAUCCCAGGAUUGGGUUUGGGUUCAAAUCCUGGGAUUUUCAUCCCUGGAGGUGUCCAAGGAACAGCAAGGUGGGAGUCGGUGGCACCUUGGAUUGUUGGAUCCCGGAGCUCUUCUCCAGCCUCAGGGAUCCUGGAAUUCCUGCUCCAUCCACGCCCUGAAAAUUGGGAAAAACGGCAAAAUUUGGAGCAAGAAAAAGGCAAAAACCCUCGGAUUUCAAAGCUCCUCCACCAAAACCAGUCAAGAUUUUCCAGCAGCAGAUCCACGACUGGAUUUUUCCCAUUCUUUCCCAGCCAUUCCACCAGGAAGGACCGUCCCCAUCUCCAGGUGGUCCCAAAUCCACCGAGAACGAGGAUUUGGCUUCUCCCGGUUUGAGGACCCCUCAGCAGGAUGAUGGAAUCCUGGUGGAAAAACCAAACCCCUUUUUCUGCUUUCUUCUGCUUUUUCCUUUUUCACCUCUGGGGCACGGAGCACAACCCCGCGCUUUGAAUAAUUUCCAACCGAAGAAGAUAAAAGGCAAAGGUUCGACUCAAUCAGCCCCAAAAACAGGAAAUGAGAGGCCUGGGGGUGAAGAUCUUCCUGUCAGCACCUGCUCUGAGCCCCGGAGCAGCGGAGGCUCCGUGAUCCCGGGAUGGGCUCCGGGGCCUGGCUCCGGCUGCUCCUCACCCUCGCAGCUCUUUGGGGGACCGGAGCCAGGGAAACGCUGCUGGGGACUCUGGGGGAGGCGACGCUCCUGCGGAUCCCCCGCGAGCUGCGGGAGUGCACCGAGGAAUUCGGGGAAGCCUCCUGGAAAAAAAUCACCCAGGAGCCGCUGAAGAAGAAAUUCCUGCUGAAGAUUUCCGGCGGGAACCACACGGAGUACGAGCCGGGGCGGAUGCGCUUCCACAAGGAGGACUUUUCCCUGGAAAUCCUCAACACCAGCCGGGAUGACCGGCGGCUCUACGAGUACAGCGUCAGCAAGGGCUCGGAGGAGGAGGUCUGGCAGAUCCAGCUGGAGGUGUUCGAGCCGGUGGCCGAUCCCAGCAUCCGGAUCCUCCACCAGGAAUCCUCCAACGGGAGCUGCUCCCUGGCUCUGCGCUGCUCCUCGGAGCGGGGGGACGAGGUUUCCUACAGCUGGGACAGCCGGGACAACGGCACCGGGGGGAUCUGCUCGGGCAACGGCAGCGUCCUGACACUCUCGUUCCCGCUGCGGAGCGCGGCCUUCGGCUGCGUCUGCACCGCCCGCAACCCCGUCAGCAGCCGCCGCGCCACCUUCGACGCCGCCCGCUGCGGCUCCCAGCUCAGGGGUGUCCCUGGGGUGAGGACAGAGCUCCUGGUGCCUCUGGUGGUGCUCGGUGUCAUCGUCGUCAUCGUCAUCGUGGUCGUUGUCACCUGCAGGGCCACCCGCUCGGCCAAAUGUGACCAGGACCCCUCCCAGGUCACUCCAGCCAGCGCCACCAUCUACGCCCAGGUGCAGCGGGUGCAGAAGCCCAAAGGGACCGUCCCCAACGCCACCCCCCUGUCCUGCACCACCAUCUACGCCGCGGCCACCGGGCCACCCCCGGCCCCUGAUGGAGCCCCCCGGUCCCCAGCCGGGUCCCCAACCCCGCGGGGACGCCCCCCGCUGUCCCAGGAGCCCACGACGGUUUAUGCCAGCGUGACCCUUCCUGUGGCCUGAGCCUCUCCAGGAUCUGCAUUCCCGGCUGGAAUCGCCGGGAAAUACUUUGGGGAUCCCGGGGGAUCCUUUGGAGAUCCCUGAGCACCUCCAGAGCCUCCCUGGGAUCCAUUCCUGGCUGGAAUCACCGCUGAUCCCAGGGGAUCCUUUGGGGAUCCCGGGAAAUCCUUUGGGGAUCCCUGAACACCCCCAAAGGAAUCGAGCGGCGUGUCCAGCGUGGCCGGAGCGAUGUGGGGUGGUCAAACAAGGGCUGGACACAGGGAAGGAAUUCCAGGCUGUGCUGGAGGAAUUCCAGCGGGAUCCUGGAGCCGUGGGAGAAGGGAGAGAGGCUCUGGAUGCACCUGGAGCUGGGAGUGAUGGAGGAUCCAACGGGAAUGGUCAUUCCCACACCUGUGGAACCUGGAAUGGUCAUUCCCAGACCUGUGGAACCUGGAAUGGUCAUUCCCAGACCUGUGGAACCUGGAAUGGUCAUUCCCACAGCUGUGGAACCUGGAAUGGUCAUUCCCACAGCUGUGGAACCUGGAAUGGUCAUUCCCAGACCUGUGACAGCUCCAGGAGCUUCUCGUGUUGGGGGCACCAGACCUGGUGGGAUCUCACCAUUCCAGGUGGGAUCUCACCAUUCCAGGUGGGAUCUCACCAUUCCAGAGAUGAGAACCCUCCCACACUCCUUUGGAUGCAGCCCAGGACAAGGUCCAGGACCCCUCUGAAAUCUGGAGUGGCCACGAGGCCGAGACUGUCCGGCCCAAAUCCUCUCGUGCAGGCCACGCAACCACGGCUAUCUCGCAAAGGACUUCAUGGAAAUUAAAAUUAAAGUUAAAAGCCAGGAAAGAAUGUUUCUUGUGGAGAAGUCUCCAUGGCAUGGCAGGAGAGACUCCUCUCCACGAGAGAGAUGAAGAAAGGCAAUUUUGAGUUGGAAAAAUGACUGAAAAUCCCAGGUUUUGUCUCUUUAUGUUGUCAGUGGGGGAGGAAAGAGGGUGGGGGGGAGAUAAGCAUUCCAUGUUCAUUCUGAUUUUUGUAUUAUUUUAUAUUUAACUCAGCCAAUAAAGGUUUUUUUUACAUCUUUUAAA